AUGUCCAUGCCAAGAUGGGCUUCGUGGACACCGCGCACAGACACGGCCGCGGGCACAGAUGUCACUGAUACUGGGAGCGGCAUCGCAUCCUGGUUUCGAAGUGGUCUAUCUGCAUACGUGCCACUUCGGAGUGUAGAGCGCACAAAUGAAGAAGAAGCAUACAUCAGCUUGAGUCACUGGGACCGCUUUCUUGGAUUCAUCGCAUGUUUGGUCGGCAGUGCUCUCUGUUUCUUAUUCUCUUUCUUGUUUGUACAGCCACCCAUCCUUCUGGCACGACCCCACAAAUUCGCGCUUGCCUUUACGUUGGGGAGUCUUCUCUUUAUGAUAGGCUACAUGACGUCCAUGGCGCUCACGCUCUACUUCGCACUGGGUGCUCAAAAGCGAUUGCCGACGGUGCUAUUUGCGAUCAUGCAGAUCGGAUGCCUACUCACAUAUCUCGCCAAUUACUUCCCUGGAGGCGUUACGACGCUGCGAUACGCAGGCACACUCAUCGCAAGAGGAAGCACGAGCAUACUACCUAUAUAG
Malassezia globosa CBS 7966 is the source of this 525-nucleotide messenger RNA. RefSeq lists its product as uncharacterized. Bases 1 to 525 code for a protein of 174 amino acids. The record is from RefSeq and is a predicted model, not a curated record. Gene Ontology annotation, cellular component: membrane. Gene Ontology annotation, biological process: vesicle-mediated transport. The transcript is spliced from 4 exons. Lineage: Eukaryota; Fungi; Basidiomycota; Malasseziomycetes; Malasseziales; Malasseziaceae.